Molecule: messenger RNA, 825 nt
Organism: Microstroma glucosiphilum
Lineage: Eukaryota; Fungi; Basidiomycota; Exobasidiomycetes; Microstromatales; Microstromataceae
Product: putative VPS28-protein
Exons: 2
Coding region: 1-702 (233 amino acids)
Biological process (GO): protein transport to vacuole involved in ubiquitin-dependent protein catabolic process via the multivesicular body sorting pathway
Cellular component (GO): ESCRT I complex
Molecular function (GO): protein-containing complex binding
Source: RefSeq, a predicted model, not a curated record
AUGGCCUCGCUCGCCAUCAACCCCUACAGCGAGGCAGUCCUCUACACCUCGUCCUCCUCGCGCGACAAAUGGGACAAUAGCGCCAAUCUCUACUCUCUCAUCCUCUCCAUAGAUGCCCUGGAGCGCGCCUAUGUCUCUCAGGCGGUGUCCGAUGCCCAGUAUGCGCCUACUUGCACCAGAUUACUCGCACAGGCAAAGACGUCCAUCAAGCUCGUCACGGGAGCGGGAGUGGCACAUCCGGACGACCCACCGAGUGUCAGGGACUUGGACGAGUUCAUGAAGCUGUGGGACCUCGAUCUCCCUCUAACAUCACAUCGUCUCUCCCUUGGUAUUCCAGCUACUCUCGAACAUCCCGGCGGCGGUUCCUCCUCCCCCUCUGGCAUCCCCGCCUCCGACCGAUCAAAGAACGUCGCCGAAACAACGCAGGCGUUCAUCACACUCAUGGACGCGCUCAAGCUCAAUCUCAAAGCCAAGGAUCAGCUUCACCCUCUACUAGGAGAAGCAGUGAGCUGUUGGAAUCGUAGUGGGGGAGGUGGAGGGGAGGAAGGGCAGGGGGGUCAGAGGGGCAAGUUGGUCGGAUGGCUGAUUACCCUUAAUCAGCUCAAGGCGAGUGAUGAGAUUGAUCAGGAUCAGGCGAGACAGAUGCUAUUUGAUGUAGAAGGAGCAUAUCAGGCCUGGUUCAGAAGCUUGCAAGGAGGAUGACCAGGUUCGAAUCUGCUGUGGUCAACUGCUCCCUUCCAUUGUAUUUUUAUGUCAUACAUUCACAGCAUUCGGCUCUGGGCCUGUACAAGUCAAGAUGAGUGAUGGUAAUGAUGGUAUUCGCCC